AUGGUGGCUGGACCAAACAAAGAUCUUGAAAACCUGGAACGUAUGAUGUACUGGAAGACCACUUUGAAAGCUUGGUCAUGUUUCCUUGUUGGUGCUAAAUUAAACGAAAAAUUAGAAACAGAUGAUAUUUUAAAAGGUAUCCACAAAUUAUUCACGUUGAGGGUUCAGUUACGUUUGAAUGUUUUCCAAUAUCCUAAAAAAAGGUUUGUUACCGAAGAGAUAAAUGGUUGGUCUGAUGAUUUUGUUGAUUUUGUCGAUUAUCCAACUGAUGAUUUUGAUAUUAUUGAAGCUUUUAAACAACAACAUAAUCAAUAUUUUGAAUUGGGUGUUCAAAAGCCUUUAUGGAAAUUGGUUGUAUUGAACCAUCAAUAUUUAGUUAUUCUUUGUGAUCAUACCUUAUAUGAUGGGAACACUGCACUUUAUAUAUGUGAGGAUUUGAUCACAAUAUUGAAUGAUCGUGAUAUCCCAGUUGAUAGAAUUCCAGAUAUUAAACCAUAUCAUGAUCUAUUAAAACCAAAACUUGGACAUACAAUCAAAACUGUCAUCCAAACUUUUGCACCAAAAUGGGCUUAUCCUUUAGUUAAUCUGAUUUAUAGACCAAAAAGUGAAUUUGAAACUGGUGCAUAUGAUGAUUGGGGAGUAACUCAUAAAAUUGAAAGAACAACAAAUAAAUUAAAGCACUUAAUUACAAUAACUAAUGAAGAAUUUUCCAUAAUUAAAAAAUUAACAAAAUCACAUGGUGUAAAUUUCACAGCAUUUUGGGCAUAUAUCAAUGUUCUUGCAGUUGCACAAUUGGGAAAGUCAGCUGUUGAUUUAUCAAUUCCAUUCAAUAUGAGAACCAAUUUAUUACCACCAGAAUAUUUAAGAUGGUAUGGUUUAUUAGUUUCACAUGUUACUUUAAAUGUACAUACCAAAGUUGAUCAUGAUUCAAUUGACUGGGAUUUUGUUAGAUUUUUAAAUGGUAGUGUUGCACAUAAAUACCAAGUAAAACAAUCACAAAUGCUUGGAAUGAUUAAAUAUGUUAGUGCUCGUGGACUUAUUGAAUCAGCUUUAAAAUCACCAAGAAAAGGUGGAUUAGAAGUUUCAAACUUGGGAUUGAGAGUCGAUCCAGAUGGUGAAUCAUGGAAAAAAUAUACCCCUGAAGAAUUUUUCUUUUCUUUGCCAAAUGAUCUUUCAGGUUAUAAUGUUUCAAAUGCUGUGAUUUCAAGUAAAACUAAAACAAAUAUUAUUUUAGACGGUGUUCCAGAAUUUGCAAAUGAAUUUCCAACGUAUGCAAAUAACGUUGAAACAAUUUUGAGAAAUGCAAUCAAUGGGUAUUAUGAAUAA
This is a messenger RNA of Hansenula ciferrii, 1326 nucleotides long. RefSeq names its product N-acetyltransferase SLI1. Lineage: Eukaryota; Fungi; Ascomycota; Saccharomycetes; Phaffomycetales; Wickerhamomycetaceae. The transcript has a single exon. Bases 1 to 1326 code for a protein of 441 amino acids. Gene Ontology annotation, molecular function: N-acetyltransferase activity. The record is from RefSeq and is a predicted model, not a curated record.